Molecule: messenger RNA, 1218 nt
Organism: Exophiala spinifera
Lineage: Eukaryota; Fungi; Ascomycota; Eurotiomycetes; Chaetothyriales; Herpotrichiellaceae
Exons: 1
Coding region: 1-1218 (405 amino acids)
Biological process (GO): protein folding in endoplasmic reticulum
Cellular component (GO): EMC complex
Molecular function (GO): protein binding
Source: RefSeq, a predicted model, not a curated record
AUGGCCAGGUUGCUGCUCGGAUCAAUCAAUGCCAAGCGGAGUUUAUCCGAUUGGCACCGGGAUCACCACAUCAAUCUCAGCGCUCCGCGCUCCGCGCUCUGGACCGAGCAUACCGUAUUGUCCAGAGGUGUAUUUGUGCUGCCUUUCGUUCUGCUGGCCAAAUAUCUAAGUAUCUCAUUCACUUCGUUUUCGCUCCUACCGGAGAACGACGUGAUUGACCGGCUGUUGAUACUAUACAUCACCAAUCACUCCCCUGCACUGACUACGAGACGAGAGGCCCAAAAAAUGGCAGCGCUUACUCCCAACGACUACUCGUCCGACCCUGCUGCAGCGCUACAAAAAGCUCAGCAAGCUCCUUCCAUCCUCUCCAAAGCAUCAUCAGUCAGCACAAGCUUUCCGGCUUCAAUCUUCAGCUCGGCCGACUCCACGGAACUAUGGAACGACCUAGAGCAACUUCUGUACGCCUGCCUGCGAACGGGUGACGACGAAUCGGCAUUCUUGUGUGUUGAGAAGCUGACGGAACGAUUUGGGGCAACCAACGAGCGGGUAAUGGCCCUCAGGGGACUAUACCAGGAAGCUGUGGCUUCGGACAUGACGGCCAUCAAGAAGAUACUGGAAGAUUACAAUAAGAUUCUAAUGGAAAAUCCAAUGAACGUGCCUGUUCUCAAGAGAAGGAUUGCUCUAAUAAGAUCAAUUGGUAGGCCGCAAGAGGCUAUCGCAGAUCUUGUGGAGUUCGUCGACUCUUUUCCUACAGACAUGGAAGCUUGGUGUGAGCUGAGUGAUCUGUAUCAGACCCAAGGAUGCAUUUCACAAGCCAUCUUCUGUCUCGAGGAAGCAUUACUCAUCACCCCCAAUGCAUGGAACCUGCACGCGCGGCUUGGAGAGCUGGAAUACAUGGCCGGAGUUUCGACAAUCGAUUCAGCUGAAGGUCGGGACCAUCUAUCUCUGGCUGUCAAACGAUUCAGUCGCAGUGUCGAGCUCUGUGACGACUAUAUACGAGGUUUCUAUGGUCUCAAGUUAGCCGCAGAUAAGCUUCUCGAGACGAAUACGACGACCAAGGCACAAGGCAACACUCAUGUGACUCACGACAAACUCCUGAAGUUGAGCGAAUUGGCCACGUCAAAAUUGGAGGCUAUCGUAGGAGACCGCACUACGCGCCGAUCACCAGGGGUGAAUCAGUCGGAAUUGACAGCAGCCAAAGCUCUGCUGAGCAGAUAA